This is a messenger RNA of Dunckerocampus dactyliophorus (ringed pipefish), 3113 nucleotides long. RefSeq names its product PR domain containing 4 (gene prdm4). The coding region runs from base 122 to 2719 and encodes 865 amino acids. Gene Ontology annotation, biological process: cell fate commitment; regulation of transcription by RNA polymerase II. Gene Ontology annotation, molecular function: RNA polymerase II cis-regulatory region sequence-specific DNA binding; histone deacetylase binding; DNA-binding transcription factor activity, RNA polymerase II-specific. The record is from RefSeq and is a predicted model, not a curated record. The transcript has 12 exons. NCBI's taxonomy places the organism in Eukaryota, Metazoa, Chordata, Actinopteri, Syngnathiformes, Syngnathidae. Gene Ontology annotation, cellular component: nucleus; cytoplasm.
CAUAACGGCGCAUGCGCCGUCAUGGCCCCCUCCCGGAAGGAGAUUUUGAACUGCUGCUGCUCGAGCAAUGUAAGCGAAUCCUUGUCUGGUCAACUGUUGGAGAGAAGUUGCUGAAUUCAGGAUGAAUGACAUGAACCUGAGUCCAGUGGGCAUGGACCAGCUCAGUGUGCCUUCAGUCAGUGCAAGCCACUUGGGUUUGGCCACCUCACCCCCACACAACGCCAUUCCAACACCAGGCAUGCCGGUGGCCAUCCCCAGCUUGGGUCCUUCCCUAGGCUCACUUCCUUCUGCAUUGUCCCUGAUGUUGCCCAUGGGCCCGCUGGGCGAUAGAGGAGUGAUGUGUGGCCUACCGGAUAGGAACUAUUCCCUGCCUCCGCCUCCGUACCCCCACUUGGAGAGCAGCUACUUCCGACAUAUAUUACCAGGUAUUUUGUCGUAUUUGGCAGACCGUCCACCACCACAGUACAUCCAUCCCAGCAGCCUCAACAUGGAUGGAACCCUGUCCGUGGCCAGCAGCAACCCCUCAGGUCUCGACCCUUACAGUACAGCAGGCGGCCCACUUGAGCAAGGCCUGGUUCCCAUGGACUCGAGACAGGUCAGCGGCCAGGGGGACCUCCACCAGCCUGGGGCUCACGAACUUGACUCUACAGGGUUAGCGAUGGAGUCGCGUGUCAGCAGCCCCAUGUCUCCAGACAGGAUGGGAGAGGAGCUGGCCACCAUGGAUGGGGUCGGAGUGUCGGACACCCAGCAGCAACUUGGAGGUGGGAGGCAGUCACAUGAGGGCCUCACUGCGGUGGACUCCUCUGGAGGGGUGAUACCUCUCCAUGGACCCCCUGUGCUUGAGCUCCCUGUGGUGAUGGAGUCUGACCACAUGGGGGGCCGCGUGGGGAAUGCAGGCGGAGGAGGCGCAGGAGGACUUGGGGAACAGCUACACCCAAACGGGGAGCUCAACUCUGGUGUUGUGAGUGUGGUGCUCACUAGCUCCAUGGGCAACCAGGGUCAGCUCGGCCCCGUGUCGCUGCAUGGUCAUUCUGGGAUGGGACUAGAUGUUGUAAACGUUUCCCCCAUCACCACUGAGGUAUCACUGGGUCCAGAAAACAACCUGGUGCUCGUCAACUCCAGCUUGCAACUUGAAGAUUCAACCCCAAACAAGGAGGGCAUGGUCGCUGCUUACAUUUGGUGCACGCUCUGUGAGCGCUCGUAUACCUCGGACUGUCCGGAGCAUGGCCCGGUCACCUUCAUCCCAGACACACCCAUUCAAAGCCGGGCUCGCCUCUCGAUUCCACGGCCACUGUGCCUGCGCAUCUCUGUGGCCGAUGAGCCACUCGGUGUGUUUGCACGUGACAUCAUUCCGCCGAGGACUUGCUUCGGACCGAUGGUUGGCCAGCACUGUAGCAGUGUGGACCUCUCCGAUUGGCCGGAAAAGGACACGCCUCAGAUAUGGAAGAUGUACCACAACAAUGUGCUGGAGUUCUACAUCGUGACAGCAGAUGAGAAUGAAUGCAACUGGAUGAUGUUUGUCCACAAGGCAAGGAGCCGUGAAGAGCAGAACCUGGUCGCAUACUCGGCCAAUGGCAAACUCUUCUUCUGCACAACCGUGGAGAUCCACCCAGAGCAGGAGUUGCGUUUCUACUACAGCCGAGACUACUGCAGACUGAUGGGUGUUCCUCCUUUGCCUGAAACCCAGCUCUGCCAAUGUGGCAAAGACUGUUCCUCCUUUUCUGACCUCAAGCCUCAUAUGAGUGGCCAUAACCAGCCUCCGCACAGCCACAGCCCGCCACAGCAAGACCUGCAGGAGCAGCCAUCACAGCAGCAGCAGCAUGAGAAGCUAACCACCGGGACCUCAAGCUCUUCCUCCUCCUCUCCGUGGCCCUGCCCCGGCCAAACCGCAACACAAACUAACAGUGACAACUGCAGCGGAUGUGACAAUAAUCAGAAUAGUGCUACUACUGCUGCUACUACCACUACUACUCCUACCACCACCACAACCCCCAGAACGAACUCAAAAAGUCAGGUGCGGGAGAAGAAGUUCAAGUGCAGCAUGUGUUCGCGUGCUUUCAUUACGUCCACCAAGCUCAACGUGCAUUUCAUGGGCCACGUGGGCAUGAAGCCCCAUAAGUGUGAAUACUGCAGCAAGGCUUUUAGCGACCCCAGCAACCUUAGGAUGCACCUCAAAAUUCACACAGGUCAGAAGAACUACAGAUGCACAGUUUGCGAGAAGUCGUUCACACAGAAAUCCCACGUGGCGUCACACAUGCUCAUACACACCGGUGCCGAGAAGCUCAAGUGCGAUCUGUGCGAGCGGACCUUCAUCAGAAAACACGACCUCAACCAGCACAUGUUCUCUCACACACACGAGCGUCGUAUUCAGUGCCCCAAGUGCAACAAGCAUUUCCUGAAGACCAACCACCUGAAAAAGCACAUGAACUCCCACGAGGGCCGCAGGGACUUCGUCUGCGAGAAGUGCAACAAGGCCUUUCUCACCAAAUACCACCUCACACGACACCUCAAGAUAUGCAAAGGACCCAAGACGGAGCGCUCGUCCCGUAAGGAGCAACACGUGGAGGAGGAGGAUGAGGAGGAGGAAGCGGGAGAAACAGAUGACGGUGGUGACAGUAGAGGAAGCACAGAGAGACUCAUGGACUCCAGCAGGAACCAAGACUGUUGUUUGGAUGUUGGAGGAUAUAACUCUGAGAAAUCACUGUCACCCCCCCAUUGAUGUCUAUUUAUUCACUUACCAUAGCUAACACUAUUGUUUACCUCUGCUUCUUGCCAAACAUUUGAUUUCUUAACCACUGUGUUUGAUUUUACAUUCACAUGUCAUCUCACAGAGCUGCUAAAAUAUUCUUUAUUAUGAGUCAGACUGUAUAUCUUCAAGAUUUCUUGUAUUUUUUUUUUCAUUUAACUCUUUUAAUUUGGUUCAUGGGGGUGCAUAUAUAAUUAUUUGUACUCUUUAUGUUGCCUUUGACUCACUGUUUCAUAGUCACUUUUUUAUUAUUAAAUUGUAGCUGCAUAUUGCAUUUAAUAAUCAUGUGCUGUUUAGUAUUAUUGUUCUUGUUUAUUAUAAGGUGAUUUUGGGUCAUUAUGCGAUCAUUAAAAUACGUCACAGUACC